GUUGAAGUCUGAAGCGUACACGGUGAUGGUGAACGUGAACGAUUACUUGGACAUUUACUGUCCACACUACAAUGGCUCCGUGUCCCACCACCGGUCCGAGAGCUACGUGCUCUACAUGGUGAACUACGAAGGCUACAAGACCUGUAACCACAAGUUGGGCUUCAAGCGUUGGGAGUGCAGUCCAUCGCACUCUCCACACAACCCCAUCAAGUUCUCCGAGAAAUUCCAGCGCUACAGCGCCUUCUCCCUCGGAUACGAGUUUCACGUGGGGCAGGAGUACUACUACAUCUCCACACCGACACACCACCAUGGACGGACAUGCCUGAGGUUGAAGGUUUUUGUCUGCUGUGCCACUUCUCCGCACCCCAGUGAGACUCUGAACCCGACCCCCCCACCACUGACGGUGGGUCAUGACGUGAAGAGCAUGAAAGACCUUGACGAGCUGAAGCCGUCGCUGCCCAAGCUGGAGCGCAGUGUGAGUGGAAGCAGCCCAAGCCGGGACCACCUCCGCCUCACCAUUGUCCUCACUCUGCUGCUGCUCCGCGUGCUGGCUGCCUCCUAGCCCUCCCCCCACCCAGGAGCCCCCCUUCCCCUCACUCCCCACCCAUCCGCUGCUCUCCUCACCCCUCCCUCCCCCCCCAACCCCAGCACGCUGGCCGCCUCCUAGCCCCCCCCCCCCACCCCGGGACAGUGGGGCCCAGGAGCCCCCCUUCCCCUCCACCCAUUCUUCCCAGCCCUCCACUCCCCACCCACCCGCUGACCCCUCCCUUUUCCCCCAACCCCUCCACAUCCCCACUCCCCUUCCCCCCCAACCCCAGCACACUGGGCUCU
This is a messenger RNA of Hypanus sabinus (Atlantic stingray), 831 nucleotides long. Its product is annotated as ephrin-A3-like. Gene Ontology annotation, biological process: ephrin receptor signaling pathway; axon guidance. The record is from RefSeq and is a predicted model, not a curated record. The transcript has 4 exons. Gene Ontology annotation, molecular function: ephrin receptor binding. Gene Ontology annotation, cellular component: plasma membrane. The annotation marks the transcript as partial. NCBI's taxonomy places the organism in Eukaryota, Metazoa, Chordata, Chondrichthyes, Myliobatiformes, Dasyatidae.